GCCAGGAAAUGGGGAAAAAGAGGCAGUUUGUGUGUGGGAGGGCUGUGUGUGGGAGCAGCAGUAAGGGGAAGGGCAGGAGAGCUGACUUCCCCCUUCUUGUAAUGAAAGGGGAAAUGCUGGAGAGUUUCUGAGGGUCUGGAUGAAAGAUUUGGGGCUGGAUGGAUCUUUCUGGGGCUGGACGGAAUCUUUUGAGGCCAAAAGGAUUUCUGAGUGCUGCAUGAAGAAUUUGGGAGCUGGAUGGAGAUUUUGAGGCAGGAUAGAAAUUUUGGAGUGGAUGGAAGUUUUUGGUGUAGAUGGAGUUCUGAGGUGGCUGAGCACUGAUGAUUUGGGGGUUGACUGGGGCUUUCUGGGGCCUGAGAGAUUGUAGAGAUUGGGUCUGGAUGUGGAGAUUAGAGCUGGAUGGAGAUCUGGGGAUGGGAUGAAGGAUGUGGGGACUGAGUGGAGGUCCUGAAGCUCAAUUAGAUCCCAGAUACUGGAUCCCAGUCCACCCCAGUAUCCUACCACAAGCCCUGUGGUAUCCCACAUUCUUAACAGUCCACCCCAGAACCCCGGCAGCAGAUCUCUGGGACUCCCAAACUCUUUCUAAGCAAACGCAAACCCCACUGCUACUGUGGGCUUCCAAAUCUGUCCUAAUCCAUCCAGAACUCCGAUAGCACCGGUGUGCUGAAGAACCAUGAGUGAGCACAACCUCAUGUGUGCAACUACCAGUGUGCACAAGAACAUGCAUGCACAAGAACAGGUAUGUUGUGUGCAUUCAUGCAAUUCAAGCAUGCUAAGUGCAUGUGUGUUCUGUGUGUUCACCAUCACAUCUGCACUACAUGCACAUUCAACUACAGGGUUGUACGUUAUCAGCACAUCUGAUACACAUCAUCACGUGUGCACACACAGAAGAUGAGCACACGUGUUCUAUACACUUUACUCUGUCCUUCAGUGUGUGUGUGUAUGACACCAUGUGAGUGCAUAGAUACCUGAACACAAUAGCGCACACAUGCACCUUUAGCAUGUGCUUCUCAUGUUGGAACUACAAGUGCUUUCACUGCACACAUGUGUACAUGCCAUGUGCCUCAUGUCUGCGCCAAAUAUCUGCACCACUGUACAUAUGCAUCCCUAGCAUGUGCCCCACGUCUGUGCAAGUGCCACUGUGUCCCCAAAGGUCCAUGCUGCUGUCCCCAGUGGGGAUGGUAGAGGAAAGUGCAGGUGAGACAGAGUGUGGUACCCAAAGCGCGUGGUGACACCUGGCUGGAUGUGUUGGGGACCGCAUGUGACAUCCCAUGUGGGACACCCCAUCGGAGCCGCAGCUCCUGUCUGUGGCAUCCCAUGGAGGACACCAUGCAAGGCCACGUGCUGGCAGUGCUUUGGGGACCGUGUGUGACAGCUGACAGAUGACAGCCUGUGUGGGGCACCGCAACAGUGUCUCCACAGUGCCUCCAUCUCUUGGGUAAAAUUGCCACAUCAGUUGGUGACAUCAUGUCAUCCUGUCCAAAAGCAGAACUGGCGGGGGCUUUCUGGUCACUCCCUGUCCCCACUGCAGUCUCACUGUCCCCAAGCUGCUCCUGCCUCAUGGCGCCAAUGGCACUGGCCCUCAUCCUGGGAUCGUGUCUGGUGGCAGUGAGCAGGGCAAAGCACCUGCCCCGACCCUCCCUGUCGCUGCACCCCAGCCAGGGGGUGUCCCUGGGGGACUCUGUCACCCUGCGGUGUCACCUCCCCAGCCUGGCUGCCCGGGUCAUGCUCUACCAGAACAGACAAUGGAGAACCGAGAAGGAGAAGGAGAAGGGGCAGACCACAGUGGAGUUCUCCUUUCUUAACACAAAGUGGACAGACAUGGGGGUGUAUCAGUGCCAAUAUCGGGUGUUGGAUCCACCUGGAACAUCAGAGAUCAGUGACCCCGUGGAAUUGCUGGUGACAGAUCCCAGCUACCCCCAACCUGGCAUUUCAUUGAGCCCAGAGGAACAGGUUAGAACUGGGACCAAUGUCACCAUCCAGUGCUGGAAUCAAGGCUAUCAGGGCACCAUCUUCCUGCACAAGGACGGGCACUCAGCCCCUGUCCAGCGCCAGGACCCCGAUGGUAUCGGUGACACCCGGACCUGCACACCCAGGUGGCACGGAGCAGCUGCACGGGAACAUGUUGGCAGCAGUGGCAGGGGGCUGUGCUGCCACCCUCGUGUUCAUCCUCGUCCUCAUCAUCUUCUUCCUCCUCGCUGCCCGCCGACGCCGGAUGUGGACAGAUGCCUCCCCCAGAAUGCCCGAGGCCGUGCUGCUCCAGGUCAGUGUCUGUGUCAGCCAACCCCAAAUCCCAAUCUGCCCCUUGGGUCCCCAAACCCAACUCGGGAACCACAAUCCCUGCCCAUGGGGAGCCCACAAGACACCCAGACCCAAAUGGCUUACCACAACAUUAUGUGCACCCCCAAAUCCAGCCCAUUGGGGCACCCAAUCUGCACCAUGGGGGCUCCACAGGCCCCACAUUUAAGCCCCCAGACACCCUGGUGCCCACUGAGCCCUAAACAGCCCCCAGACUCCAUGGCCACCCUCACACUGAGUAAGAGGACUCCAACACCUCCCAUGGUCUCCAGUGUCUGACCCCUAGGGACCCCAAAUCUCGACCCCAAACCCACCCUCUUGGACACUCCCCCUGCAGACUUACACCAUGGCUGUUCCCCACCAAGCACGCUGGGGAUCCCCAUGGUGGCAUUUCACUGUCCCCCUCUGUCCCCAGGUGCCCCCAAGUGACAGCGAGAGUCUGACCUAUGUCGAGCUGCAAGCUGAGCCCCCCAGCACUCGGCCCCCUGCUCCCCCUGCUUCCCCACAGCCCUCUGUUAUCUACGCUCAAGUGCG
Numida meleagris (helmeted guineafowl) is the source of this 2832-nucleotide messenger RNA. RefSeq names its product T-cell-interacting, activating receptor on myeloid cells protein 1-like. Bases 1468 to 2577 code for a protein of 369 amino acids. The record is from RefSeq and is a predicted model, not a curated record. Lineage: Eukaryota; Metazoa; Chordata; Aves; Galliformes; Numididae. The transcript has 7 exons.